Molecule: messenger RNA, 1632 nt
Organism: Aspergillus vadensis CBS 113365
Lineage: Eukaryota; Fungi; Ascomycota; Eurotiomycetes; Eurotiales; Aspergillaceae
Product: GMC family oxidoreductase
Exons: 7
Coding region: 1-1632 (543 amino acids)
Molecular function (GO): oxidoreductase activity, acting on CH-OH group of donors; flavin adenine dinucleotide binding
Source: RefSeq, a predicted model, not a curated record
AUGAAGGCAGAGGAAAGAUUCGACUUCAUCAUAGUCGGAGCAGGCGUCGCAGGCUGUGUGGUAGCGAGUCGAAUCUCGCAAAGCCGUCCCGAUCUGCGCAUCCUGCUCAUCGAGGCCGGCGUUGAGAAAGACGAUCGGACAUCCGGCGCAAUGGGCUUUGCGGCAGGAUUCGGCUCGGAUCUCGAAUGGCCCCAUCGCUCGGUGCCGCAGGAGCGCGCUUUCGGAGGUGAUACGGUUUGUCUGGCUUCUGGCAAGAUAGUCGGGGGAGGGUCGGGGGUGAAUUAUCAGGUGUUUACGCGCGGGCCGGCUGUUGAUUAUGACCAAUGGGCAGAGCUUGUUCAAGACCGGAGAUGGUCGUGGAAUGGUCUUCUGCCGUAUUUCAAGCGGGUUGAGACGUGGUAUCCUUCUCUGGAGAUGAAAAAGAGAGGCCUUCUCACGGUUGAUGCUCAUGGAGAUUGUGGGCCGAUUAAGGUUAGUCAUGCGACGAAUAGUGGCAAGCCACGCAGUUACCCGUUGCGGGAGAAAAGCCGUAGGUUUCACGAAUUGCUCGGUCGCAAACAGGUGGAUGAUAUGAAUAGUGGACAGCAACUGGGAUACUCGGAGGCUUUCAGUUCCACCUAUGCGGGAUUGAGGAGCUUUGCGAAUAGCUACCCUUUGGGAAGUAACGUCACUGUCUGGACGAAUUCAACUGUGGAAAGGCUCAUCAUGACUGGGAAGACUGUGGAAGGCGCCGUUGUUGCGCGAUCAGUAGGAGAUCAGAUUGAGCGUGUCCAUGUCAGGGCUCGGAAAGAAGUGAUCCUCUCAGCAGGGGCCUAUGGAUCACCCAAAAUUCUUCUCCUUAGCGGUAUCGGCCCAGCAGAAGAAUUGCAGCGACAUAACAUCACUCCAGUCAUAGACCUCCCUGUGGGAAAGAACUAUGCUGACCACCCUCAUAUAUUCACCUACUGGACGAUUGACGAGCACAAUGCUACCCUAGGUGACGGGGAGAUGGAAACAGAUCAGGUCCAUUGGCUAGCGGGCUUGCCAUACGACUGGAUGUCUUUUGCACCUGCGGAUGCAAAGACACAAGCGCUGGCCAAACAAAUUCUGAGCUCAGCCGAGCGCAGUCGUUACACCGCCGUCGACACGUCCGCUCGCAAGAAACCCCUCGAAGGCUGGCCCGGAAAGCGCGUCAUCAGCCUCAUGCACGUUCUCGUCGACUCAGUAUCACGAGGUACUCUCACGCUGAGAUCAUCUGACCCUGCUGACGCCCCCGUGCUCGAUCCCAAAUUCCUUGCAUCCCCGAUUGACCGAUCGGCGAUGUACGAGAAUGUGCGGGAGACUGCGCGUGCUAUUCAGGCCGUCGAGGGUCUCCAUGCUGUCGAGUUCGGCGUCGACGAUUCCCUCCGUGACAAUUGGUCUGAUGAGGCGAUCGAUGUCCGGGCGAAUCGGAGUGGUGGUAGUUGCUUUCACUACUCGGGGACUUGUGCGAUGGGGGAAGUUGUCGACACUGAGUGUCGGGUGUAUCAGGUUGAGCGAUUGAGGGUUGUGGACUCGGGUGUGAUCCCACUACCGUUGGCGGCGCAUUAUCAGGCGCCGACGUAUGGUGUUGCUGAACAGGCUGCGGAUAUGAUUCUUUCCUCGGUGGUGUGA